CUGGUCCAUUGACAGUUAUACAAAAUGAAGGUGCAGUUAUUUAUAUCUGUUUGUUUUUCUGUGUGUGUGUGCAUUUAUGGACAGAAAAUAGCGCCGUUUAUCACGCCAUGUCGCCAGACUGACAGCAGGUGCUUGAAGACAUCAGCUCAGAAGGCGGUGCCCAUCCUGGCCCCGGGCUACCCCGAUUUCGGUAUGGAUUCCCUGGACCCGAUGCACAUCAGCCGGAUCAAGUCCAACCAAGCUGGACUCCAGAUGGACUUCAAAAACAAUGUUGUUAAAGGCCUGCGGAAAUGUCAAAUAUUGGAUUUAGCGCGUAAAGACAAGAAGAUAACAAUUAAGACGAAGUGUUCAGCAGUGCUCUUAGGUGACUACAAGCUGGACGGGAAGCUGCUCAUUAUGCCAAUAGAGGGCAGCGGCAAAUACAAGAUCAAGAUAAAUGACAUAAUGGUGGAUUUCUCCUUCGAGAUGGGUGAGCGUCAGUCUGCCGGUGAGAUGUACUGGGUUUUCCAGGACUGGUCCUACACGCAGCAGGUGAUCGGGAAUGUACACUUCCAGUUCCAGAACCUCUUCAAUGGCAACAGGGAGCUCUCGGAUUCCAUACAUGAGUUCGCUAACAGCAACUGGCGGGAUAUCUUCAACGAGCUGUCUCAACCGAUCAUGGAUGCUGUGAUGAAGAAGACCGUCAUGGAGAUAAGGAAACUCUUCGACAAGGUGCCCCUGAAGCAGCUCGCCUUGGAUUAAACCUUAUAAACUAUUUCCUUGAGAUAAUAAUAAAAAAAAUACUCGAGAUUAAGAACAAUUCUGAAGUUAUUACUUAUCUUUGAGAUUUAUUGUCAUUUAU
Achroia grisella is the source of this 841-nucleotide messenger RNA. RefSeq names its product protein takeout-like. The transcript has 5 exons. The record is from RefSeq and is a predicted model, not a curated record. Bases 25 to 741 code for a protein of 238 amino acids. NCBI's taxonomy places the organism in Eukaryota, Metazoa, Arthropoda, Insecta, Lepidoptera, Pyralidae.